GUUCUUCCACUGCAAUUUUCCAGACAAUCUGGUCAGCACCCAACGACUUCGUGUGCAGGAGCAAGUUCGGCAAUUAUGAAGCACCUGUGUUCAAGAUCCAUGCCUGUGCCUGGUGCUACUACUUCAUCACACAGUCGCGGGACGUGUUUGUCCAUCCCACAAUGCAUGCGCUCGUGUUUCGCAAGAACCAAACUCUCCUUCCUCCGUAUGUCAUCCUAGUGGCCGACGCUGACAAUCGCACCAUGGCCGAUAACAUCUGCAAAACAACAAAUGCCG
This is a messenger RNA of Candidula unifasciata, 276 nucleotides long. The record is from the annotation of a GenBank genome assembly. Lineage: Eukaryota; Metazoa; Mollusca; Gastropoda; Stylommatophora; Geomitridae.